CCUUUGUCCUGCUGUUAUUCUGGGAUAUUCAGUAAUAUGUGUCAGCUCUCAUGAACUUUACCAAUGGGAGGGGGGGCACUCUCCUUUACCUGUGACUAAAGAAGGCGAGGGGGUAUUUAUAGGACAUAGAGUAAUAAAGUGCUUUGUUUUGCAGGGAGAGAUGUCAGUAUAAAUCCUGCAGGAGCAGACUGUUUCCUGCCUCAUACGGAUCUGCUAAUAUGGCUCCAAAGAAAGCGAAGAAGCGAGCAGAGGGCGGCUCCAACGUGUUCUCCAUGUUCGAGCAGCCGCAGAUCCAGGAGUUCAAAGAAGCCUUCACCAUCAUGGACCAGAACAGAGACGGCUUCAUCGACAAGAACGACCUGAGAGACACCUUUGCAGCUUUGGGCCGUUUAAAUGUCAAGCAGGAGGAGAUAGACGAGAUGCUGAAGGAGGCCCCGGGGCCCAUUAACUUCACUGUCUUCCUCACCAUGUUCGGAGAGAAACUAAAAGGGGCUGACGCAGAGGAGACCAUCCUCAACGCCUUCAAAGUGUUUGAUCCCGAGGGGAAGGGAACGCUGAAGAAAGACUAUGUGACGGAGAUGUUGACCACACAGGCGGACAGAUUCUCCCCUGAAGAGCUGGAGCAGAUGUUCACAGCAUUCCCUCCAGAUGUGGCAGGAAACCUGGACUACAAGAACCUGGUGCACAUCAUCACACACGGAGAGGAGAAAGACCAGGAGUAAAUGAUCCUCUGAUUUAAAAACAAGCGUGCAGGAAAUUAAUUGCAAAUAAACUGUCUCAAGUUGUAUUUUGCAUGUAGUUAUAGUGUGUGUGUAUGAGUCUACAUAUAUGGCCAUCCCUUGAUAUGUAUUUUGUGAAAUUAAAGGUUUGACACCACAAA
Messenger RNA from Eleginops maclovinus (Patagonian blennie), 880 nucleotides. It is a transcript of the gene myl2b, whose product is annotated as myosin, light chain 2b, regulatory, cardiac, slow. Gene Ontology annotation, biological process: muscle cell fate specification; heart development; cardiac muscle contraction. Gene Ontology annotation, molecular function: calcium ion binding. Bases 219 to 722 code for a protein of 167 amino acids. The transcript has 7 exons. The record is from RefSeq and is a predicted model, not a curated record. NCBI's taxonomy places the organism in Eukaryota, Metazoa, Chordata, Actinopteri, Perciformes, Eleginopidae. Gene Ontology annotation, cellular component: cytoplasm; myofibril.